AUGAUUGUGAACAUGGAUUCUGUCACUGAAAUCUUCUUGAAGCUGCUCUUUCUCCUGUCUGUUCAUCGCCAGCACAUGGCAGUGGCAGGGAAUAAAUAUAAUUGUGAUGAUCAGCUGGUGUCUGCUUUGCCUCAGUCAUCUUUCAGUAGCUCGUCAGAGCUGUCUAGCAGUCACAGCCCUGGAUUUGCAAGGCUUAAUCGAAGAGAGGGUGCUGGUGGCUGGUCUCCACUUGUAUCCAAUAAAUAUCAAUGGCUUCAGAUUGAUCUUGGUGAAAGAACUGAGGUUACUGCUGUUGCUACUCAAGGUGGUUAUGGGAGCUCAGACUGGGUAACAAGCUACCUUCUGAUGUUCAGUGACAGUGGACAGAAUUGGAAGCAAUAUCGUCAAGAAGAAAGCAUUUGGGCCUUUUCUGGAAACACAAAUGCAGACAGUGUCGUGUACUAUAAGCUUCAGCAUUCUAUUAAAGCAAGAUUUCUCCGUUUUGUGCCUUUGGAUUGGAAUCCAAAUGGCAGGAUUGGAAUGCGUAUUGAAGUGUAUGGAUGCACAUAUAGGUCUGAGGUGGUUGGCUUUGAUGGGAAAAGUUGUCUAAUUUACACAUUAAAUAAAAAACUCAUUAAUGCACUGAAAGAUGUGAUUUCUCUGAAGUUUAAGACAAUGCAAAGUGAUGGAAUUCUCCUCCACAGAGAAGGACAAAAUGGAGACCACAUCACCCUGGAAUUAACUAAAGGGAAGCUGUCCCUACUCAUUAAUUUAGGUGAUACUAAAACUCAUCCUUCUAAUGCCCAAAUUAAUAUUACGCUGGGCAGCCUUUUGGAUGAUCAACACUGGCAUUCUGUUCUCAUUGAGCAUUUUAACAAUCAAGUAAACUUUACAGUGGAUAAACACACUCAUCAUUUUCAUGCAAAAGGAGAAUUCAGUUAUUUGGACCUUGAUUAUGAGCUCAGCUUUGGAGGGAUCCCAGUGCCUGGAAAAUCAGGGACAUUAUCACGCAGGAACUUUCAUGGGUGUUUUGAAAAUAUUUAUUAUAAUGGAGUGAACAUUAUUGACCUGGCCAGGAGGCAUAAAUCUCAGAUCUACAUUGUGGGCAAUAUGUCCUUCUCAUGUUUAGAGCCACAGGUGGUUCCUGUGACAUUUCUGAGCUCCAGCAGUUUCCUGGCACUGCAAGGCACAUCAGGGCAAGAUGAAGUAUUUGUCAGUUUUCAGUUUCGCACUUGGAACAAGGAAGGACUUCUAUUAUCCAGUAAACUGCACCAGUCUUCAGGUGGUUUCCUCUUAUAUCUGAGUGAUGGGAGAGUCAAAACCAAUCUUCAUAAAACAGGAAGAGUACUGAGUGACAUUGCUGCAGGUGCUGGAUUAAAUAACGGCCAGUGGCAUUCUGUAUCUCUCUCUAUCAAAAGGAAUCGUAUCAGUGUAAGAGUGGACAAUGAUGUGACCUCAUCUGCUCACGCCUUCAUACCUCUGCAGAUUUAUUCAGAUGUUUUCUACUUUGGAGGCUGUCCUAGAACUGGAAACAUUUCUGAUUGUAAUACCUCAUUUGGUGGUUUUCAAGGAUGCAUGCGACAUAUUUCCAUUGGUAACAAAGCAGUGGAUAUGAUCUCUAUUCAGCAAAACGGUUUUGGCAAUUUCAGUGAUCUUCAGAUAGAUUUAUGUGGCAUUACAGACAGGUGUUUGCCUAAUUACUGUGAACAUGGUGGUGAGUGCUCACAGUCCUGGAGCAGUUUCCACUGUAACUGUGCCAAUACUGGUUACAAGGGAGCUACUUGUCACUAUCCCAUCUAUGAGCAAUCAUGUGAAGCCUAUAAGCACAGAGGGAACACUUCAGGCUUUUACAAUAUUGAUUCAGAUGGAAGUGGCCCCUUGGGACCAUUUCUCGUAUACUGCAAUAUGACAGAUGCAACGUGGACAAUUAUGCAGCAUAACAGCACCAACCUAACCAGAGUUAAAAGUGCUAAUCGAGAGAACCCACACACUGUGUUUUUCAAGUAUUCUGCCAGCCUAGACCAGCUUCAGGCUACAAUAAACCUUGCAGAUCACUGUGAACAGGAGCUUGCUUACUACUGCAAAAAGUCAAGGCUUUUAGAUAAGUCAGAUGGGAUGCCACUAAGCUGGUGGAUUGGAAGAACCAAUGAAACUCAUACUUACUGGGGAGGUUCCUUGCCUGCUGUACAAAAAUGUGCUUGUGGACUGGAGGGAAGCUGCAUUGAUUCCCAGCAUUACUGCAACUGUGAUGCAGACAGGGAUGAAUGGACAAAUGAUACUGGCUUCCUCUCCUACAAGGACCAUCUACCGGUAACUGAAAUUGUGAUCACAGAUACUGACAGACCAAACUCGGAAGCUGCUUACAAACUGGGGCCUUUGCUUUGCCGUGGUGAUAGAACAUUUUGGAAUUCAGCUUCCUUCAAUACAGAGACAUCCUACCUGCAUUUCCCCACCUUCCACGGAGAAUUCAGUGCAGAUGUCUCAUUUUUCUUUAAAACUACCGCAUCCUCAGGAGUGUUUUUAGAGAACCUGGGAAUUCAAGACUUCAUAAGGAUAGAGUUACAGUCUCCAUCUGAAGUGGUUUUUUCCUUUGACGUGGGAAAUGGACCUAGUGAAGUCAUAGUGCAAUCACGCAAUUCCUUAAAUGACAACCAAUGGCAUUAUGUGAAGGCUGAACGAAAUGUCAAAGAGGCUUCCUUACAAAUAGAUCAAUUUCCUCAAAGAUCUCACAGUGCUCCACCUGACGGACAUAUUCGCUUGCAACUCAACAGCCAGCUUUUUGUAGGUGGAACGGCAUCCAGGCAGAAAGGAUUUUUGGGAUGCAUUCGUUCAUUACGAUUGAAUGGAAUGGCCCUUGAUCUGGAAGAGAGAGCAAAGAUAACGCCAGGAGUUGAACCAGGCUGCCCUGGACAUUGUAGCAGUUAUGGUAACCUGUGUCACAAUGGUGGAAAAUGUAGAGAGAAGUACAGUGGAUUCUCCUGUGACUGCACUUUCUCAGCCUAUGCUGGUCCAUUCUGUAAGAAAGAGAUCUCUGCCUAUUUUUGGACUGGCACUUCUGUGACAUACAACUUUCAAGAAUACUACACAUUAGCUAAAAAUUCCAGUUCUCAUGCUUCUUCUUUCUAUGCUGACAUGACACUGGCCAGGGAAGCUAUUACAUUUGCCUUCCGAACAACACGGACGCCAAGCUUGCUGCUCUAUGUCAGCUCCUUCUACAAGGAAUACCUCUCAGUCAUUCUCACCAGGAAUGGAAGUUUACAGAUUAGGUACAAGCUAGAUAGCCAUCAAGAUCCUGAUGUCUUCAGCAUCAGUUUCAAAAGCAUGGCUGAUGGACAACUACAACAUGUGAAGAUUAAUAGAGAGGAGGAAACACUUUUUGUAGAGGUUAACCAGAAUGAAAGAAUGAAGUUUAUUCUGUCUUCAGGCACAGAAUUCAAUGCAAUCAAGUCUCUCACACUUGGGAAGAUUAUAGAAAACAGUGAUGUGGAUGAGGAGACUGUGAAGGCAAACUCUCAGGGGUUUGUUGGCUGUCUAUCUUCAGUGCAGUUCAACCACGUCGCUCCUUUGAAGGCUGCACUACACCACAGCAGCUCAGCCCCUGUCAUUGUAAAAGGGCGUUUCACUGAAUCCAACUGUGGUACUUUAACUGGAGCUGACUCAACAUCAAGUGAAACAACCCAUUCAUUUGCAGAUCACUCUGGACCAAUAGAUGAGGGAAAGCCCUUAGCUAAUGCAAUCAGAAGUGACUCUGCAAUUAUUGGAGGUGUGAUAGCAGUUGUCAUAUUCAUCCUACUUUGCAUCACGGCCAUAGCCAUACGCAUUUAUAAAAAAAAAGGCAUAUACUCAAAAAAUGAGGCAAAAGGCUCUGAAAACGAAGACAGUGCUGAAUCUGCAUUGAAAAGUGAGCUCAGCAUGCAGAACACAGCCAAUGAAAAUCAAAAGGAAUACUUCUUCUGAUUGACAUUAAUGAUUUGAUCUAGUAUAAUAAUGUGACAGUCUGACUUUCUUGCUAAGGCGGGGGCUCUCACUGGGCAGAAAAAGUUCUUGCACACUAAUCUAAAUGCAAUGGAUUUGAGACUUAAUAUACUUGAUAUGUUCAGUCUCAGUGAUCGCUGUAGCGGGCCUCUUUAAAUUACAUGCAUUCCUUAGCUAUUAUACCGUAAAUGCAUUUUAUGUAACAGUGAAUUAGAUAUUGUAACCAAUUUCAUUGUUGGUAGUUUCCGACUGUUCUAAUGUGACCUUCUACAAAUGAAGUUUAAUGUACACACUGAAUAUGAUUUUUGAAUGGGAAAAUUGUUAUGAAUUUAUUCCUAUCCUUUUAUUUAAAAUUUGAUUGAUAAUUUUUUGUUCAAGGUGAAAGGUAGAUUCUAAUACUUUGUGUUACUAAAGAAA
Pyrgilauda ruficollis (rufous-necked snowfinch) is the source of this 4371-nucleotide messenger RNA. Its product is annotated as contactin-associated protein-like 4. The transcript has 24 exons. The record is from RefSeq and is a predicted model, not a curated record. Lineage: Eukaryota; Metazoa; Chordata; Aves; Passeriformes; Passeridae. The coding region runs from base 1 to 3936 and encodes 1311 amino acids.